AAAUUGUUGAAGAAUAAUCACAGCAUGAGAGAUAGAAAGAAUGGAAAGUAAGAGUGAGAUUAUGACGAUCCCUUGUUUUGAUUUCAGCAAGGGUACUAUAGAAGAAGGGAGUGAGGAGUGGAAAGAAAUGAGCAAGAAAGUGAUAGAAGCAUUAGAGAGUCACGGUUGCUUCCUCUUGACAUGUGAUGAGCUCAUCCCCAAGGGUGUGAGUGAAGAGUUGUUUAAUGGUAUGAAAACAUUGUUUGAUGUGCCUGAAGAAACAAAGCAGAAGCACAUGAGUCCAAAGCCUUAUAGGGGCUACAAUGACAAUGGCAAGAACAACAUCAUUCCCCUCAUGGAAACCUUUGGCAUCGAUGAAGUUCCUCUCUCAGAUUCUGCUCAAGCCUUCACUAGCCUCAUGUGGCCUCAAGGAAACCAAUUCUUCUGUGAGACACUGAAGACCAUGAGCAUAAAGAUGCUAGAACUAAAUUUCCUCAUCCAGAAAAUGAUUGUGGAGGGUUAUGACCUUCCUAAACAUUACAUUUCGGAUGUAGAAAAUAUGAAGAGCUCCAACUAUUCACGAUUGGCCAAAUACAAAGCUCCUGAAAGAAAGACUGAGGUAGCACCUCCUCACACAGACAAAAAUGCCAGAUUAACCAUUUUAUGCCAAAAUGAUGUUCACGGGCUCCAGGUGUUAUCCAAAGAUGGCAAAUGGAUAGCAUUGGAGAUACCCCAACAUGGCUUUGUGGUCCUUGUUGGUGACAUACUACAGGCAUGGAGCAAUGGGAGGCUUCAUGCAGUCACACAUAAGGUGGUGAUGAGUGGAGACAAAGACAGAUACUCAUUUGUGCUUUUUACAACGCCAAAGGAAGACAUGGUCAUUGAGGUGCCCUCUGAGUUAGUGGAUAAUGAAAACCAUCCCCUUCGUUAUCGUCCAUUCAAUUAUGGAGAGUACUUUAAUUACUUUUUUGAAAAGCCCAUACCAAAUGCUCUUGAAGUGUUUGCAGGGCUUUGAAAGGGAUUUAUGACGUGAACUGUUACAGGAGAAAGGCAAAAUAUGCAAGACGUUGCUAUAGAACUACUUUUAUGUAAUACAGAAUAAUCAGACCGACUUUUACCGAUUUAUAACAUUAUAUAAACGGGAUACAAACGUUUAUAACUACUAUUUGGUCUCAAUUUUUACUAUGAUCUUUUUAUUCUUAAUAAUAUUACGUAUCAAAUAAUUAAUACAA
Cajanus cajan (pigeon pea) is the source of this 1211-nucleotide messenger RNA. Its product is annotated as putative 2-oxoglutarate-dependent dioxygenase AOP1. The record is from RefSeq and is a predicted model, not a curated record. NCBI's taxonomy places the organism in Eukaryota, Viridiplantae, Streptophyta, Magnoliopsida, Fabales, Fabaceae.